Molecule: messenger RNA, 1644 nt
Organism: Pestalotiopsis fici W106-1
Lineage: Eukaryota; Fungi; Ascomycota; Sordariomycetes; Amphisphaeriales; Sporocadaceae
Exons: 3
Coding region: 1-1644 (547 amino acids)
Biological process (GO): transmembrane transport; carbohydrate transport
Cellular component (GO): membrane
Molecular function (GO): carbohydrate:proton symporter activity
Source: RefSeq, a predicted model, not a curated record
AUGGCGGAAACAAUUGGAAAAGAGCAAGGCGCGACUGCCACUCAGAUUGAAAAGGGCAACCUCGAAUACACCAAAUUCGAUCAAGCCGAUCUCCACGACAAAGUUCUCAAUGCCGAAGCUCGACAGGCCACAGCCAAUGAGCACUCAUUGACUCUGGUACAAGCUCUGAAGACUUACAAGAGAGCCGCCUUCUGGUCUGUCCUCAUCUCCACCACUGUCAUCAUGGAAGGCUACGACGUUACCCUUUUGAGUUCCUUCUUCGGCUACCCUGCCUUUAAGAGAAAGUACGGCGCAUACCUCAAUGAAGAGUCGGGUUACCAAAUCAGCGCGCAGUGGCAGACGGGCCUCAACGACAUCAGCGCCGUCGGCAACGUGAUUGGCGCCCUCUUGAACGGCUGGCUCACGGCCAAGUACGGGCACCGCAAGGUCAUCAUGAGCAUGAUGGUUUUCCUUUCCGCCUUUAUCUUCAUGACCUUUUUCGCGCCCACCAUUGAGGUCCAGCUGGUCGGUCAGUUCUUUUGCUCGAUUCCCUGGGGUGUCUUUGCCACUACCGGCCCCGCGUACGCUGCCGAGGUUGCACCGCUGGCCCUGCGAGGCUAUCUGACGGCGUAUAUCAAUCUUUGCUGGUGUAUCGGCCAGUUCAUCUCUGCCGGCGUCCUGGUGGGCCUCGUCAACAACCCGACCGACUGGAGUUACCGCAUCCCCUUUGCCGUGCAAUGGGUCUGGCCGAUCCCGCUCUUCAUUGCGGCGUGGAUGGCCCCCGAGUCUCCUUGGUUCCUGGUGCGGACCGGCCAGCUCGAGAGGGCGCGCCGCUCGCUCGAGAGGCUGUCGGAGCCGUCCCACAAUGUCGACUACGACGCCUCGAUUGCCCUUAUGGUCCACACCGACAAGGUCGAAAAGGAGGAGCGCGCCGGCGUCACGUACUGGGACGCCUUCCGGGGCACGAACCUGCGCCGCACAGAAAUCGCUUGCAUGGCCUUCCUCUCGCAAAUCACGGAUGGCGGUAUUCUCUGCUACAGCGGGUCCUUCUUUUUCCAGCAGACGGGCAUCAGCGACGACACGUCGUACGCCAUUGGCCUCGGCGGCACGGCGAUUGCGUUUUGCGGCGUCAUUGUGUCGUGGCUGUACAUUGCCAAGUGGGGCCGCCGCACCAUCUGGCUGGCCGGCUUCACCGUCCUCGUCGUCGUGCUCUUCCUCAUUGGCAUCCUCGCCUGCGUCCCGGACCAGACCCCGGCGCUGGCCUGGGCGCAGUCUUGCCUCACCCUCGUCUGGCUCGGCGCCUACUCCAUGAGUGUCGGUCCCAUUGUCUACACCAUUGUCGCCGAGAUUGGAUCGACGCGUCUCCGGACGCAAACCGUCGUGCUCGGCAGGUCCACGUACUAUGUUGGUAAUAUCAUCGCUGGUGUCCUGCAGCCGUACUUUAUGUCGCCAACGGCCUGGAAUGCCAAGGGGAAAACUGCAUUCUUCUGGGGCAGCUUGUCCUUCUUGACCACUGUCUGGGGAUACUUCCGUCUUGCAGAGACAAAGGACCGUACCUUUGCCGAGUUGGACUUUCUGUUCCAAAAGGGCAUCCCAGCCAGGAAGUUCGCAAGCUACCAAAUCGACCAGGAUGAAGAAUUUUUGAGUCAUGAGGCUAGACAUUGA